Papilio polytes (common Mormon) is the source of this 2091-nucleotide messenger RNA. RefSeq names its product senecionine N-oxygenase-like (gene FMO1). The record is from RefSeq and is a predicted model, not a curated record. The transcript has 8 exons. Lineage: Eukaryota; Metazoa; Arthropoda; Insecta; Lepidoptera; Papilionidae. Gene Ontology annotation, molecular function: NADP binding; N,N-dimethylaniline monooxygenase activity; flavin adenine dinucleotide binding. The coding region runs from base 116 to 1489 and encodes 457 amino acids.
UUGCUCGCCUCAAUCUCGUCGUGUCUUCAUACGAAGGCAGACCAUCGGUGGCGUCUGCCACGAACUCGAUAAUAAAUUACGUUACAAAUAAAAACAGUGUUCUAAUUCGUUAAUAAUGACUCGUUAUCUGUGGUCAACUGUGACAGUUCUGUGUUUGACGAAUUUGGCGCUAAAAUCUACAAACGGCCAAUCAGAGGCGUUAAUAGCGAAGCAUGCGUGUGUAAUCGGCGCCGGGUACUCAGGUCUGGCCGCUGCUAGGUACCUCCAAGAGUACGAUGUCAACUUCACUGUGUACGAGGCGUCGCGGCAUAUUGGAGGUACUUGGAGGUUCGACCCACACGUUGGCACUGAUGAGGAUGGCCUACCACUCUUCACCAGCAUGUAUAAGAAACUCAGAACAAAUACUCCCCGCCAGACGAUGGAGUACGCGGGAUUCCCUUUUCCAGAAGACACGCCGUCCUACCCCUCCGGCGGCUGUUUCUACAAAUAUCUACAGAGUUUCGUUAAAAAAUUCGAUCUCAUGAAGUAUAUUCGAUUCCGGAGUCUAGUGACCAGAGUGCGUUGGGCGAAUGACCAUUGGGAACUGACUUACGUUGACAGCAAAGAUAAGAACAGUUACACUGACGCCUGCGACUUCAUAAUCAUCGCUAGUGGACAGUACAGCAACCCAGUGAAGCCUACAUUCCAAGGACAGGAUAGUUUUAAAGGUAAUAUAAUACAUAGUCACGAUUACAAGGACCCUGAGACGUUCCGAGGUCGUAAGGUGAUGGUUGUCGGCGCGGGCGCAUCUGGCCUCGACCUUGCUACUCAUUUAUCCAACGUCACCGCCAAGCUGGUACACAGCCAUCACCUGUCCUACAACCAGCCCAAGUUCCCCGGCAACUACGUCAAGAAGCCAGAUAUUGAUCUCUUCAGGACAGAUGGCGUUAUUUUCCAAGAUGGAUCCUACGAGGAUAUAGAUGACGUCAUAUUUUGUACUGGGUAUGAGUACAACCAUUCGUUUGUUGACGAGAGCGCCGGGCUGACGGUGUCGGGCAAGUUCGUGCUGCCGCUGUACCAGCACAUCGUCAACAUUAGACACCCCACUAUGACCUUCCUUGGUGUUGUGGGGAAGGUCAUCACACGAGUAAUGGAUGCCCAGGCACAGUACGCGGCGGCGCUGGCCGGCGGUGUGUUCGAACUGCCGCCGCAGCAGAGCAUGUUGAAGAUUUGGCUGGAGCACGUGCGUUCGCUGCGCAACAACAACUUGAGGAUCAUCGACGUUAACCUCGUUGGUGACGAUAUGGACUAUUACUUCGCGAAGCUAACGGAAGAGGCGGGCGUGGUGCGCGCGCCGCCCGUGCUUAAGGCGAUGCGGGACUUCAACGCAGUCAAUCGACUGGAGGACCUCCUCAACUACAGAGACUAUGACUACCAGAUCUUAGACGACAACAACUACGAUAGAACGUACAACCCUAGAAGAGAAGACACGUGCUCUAUUCAAAUAUAACUGUCCUAUUGGAUGACGGCCAAAUACUGAAACGAAUCUAACCUAUGUUUAUUAUAACUUUAAUUUCCGCGCUGAUGAAGACAUGGGCAACACCUAGUCUUAAAUAAUUCGCUUUAUUAGCGCCGCUUACAAUCUGAUAGACGUCAUUUGUAAGGAAUUUGGAGUUUUAGCACGAGCUUUUAGAACGUUUUAGUAUUCGGACGUGGAUGUGUCUGAUGACAGAAAAUAAGAGCUGCUAAUUGGAGUAAUUUCCUUAAAAAGGCGUACAAAGUUAACAUUUCACGUAUUAAUAUAAUGAUGUACAGUCAGCUGCAAAAAUAAAUAUACAUUUACAAAGCUUCGGAUACUUGUAUACACUUUCGUUUAAAAAAAUGUAUGUAUAUAUUUAAGAUGGGAAGUAUACGGACGGACGUGCAUGUAUAUUUUUGAAAACGAAGACGUAUAAAGUUUCAAAAGGUUUAUAAAUGUAUAUUUAUUUCUGUAGCUGACUGUACUUCUUGUCAAUGUUAAUUGAGAAAUUCGUGGGACAGUAUUGUAAUCAGUGUUGUUUAGUGUUACCAUUAGUUGUAUUUUGAUGGUGAAUAAAAGAAGUUUUAUAAUAA